Molecule: messenger RNA, 2988 nt
Organism: Anopheles marshallii
Lineage: Eukaryota; Metazoa; Arthropoda; Insecta; Diptera; Culicidae
Gene: MAN1
Exons: 2
Coding region: 1-2988 (995 amino acids)
Biological process (GO): negative regulation of BMP signaling pathway; nuclear envelope organization
Cellular component (GO): nuclear inner membrane
Molecular function (GO): chromatin DNA binding
Source: RefSeq, a predicted model, not a curated record
AUGGACAAUCUGGACCAGCUCGCCGACGACGAGCUGCGGCUUCGACUGGUGCAAUACGGCUUUCCGAACCUUCCGGUAACGACGACCACGCGCAAAAUAUUGAUCAAAAAGCUUCGCCACCAUAUCGAUUCCGAGAAUCAGAAGCUGCGCCGGGAAUCUUCGAAAGCGGCACGUUACAGUUCUGGGGAGGAAUCGGACGGUAACGAUGGGCGGAAGACUGCGACCGCCGCACAGCGUAAAAUGUAUGCCGCCAACACGGUGCGAAGUCAACGAGCUACCGUAGCAGCUCCGGCGGGAGUGGGAAGUUCCGUAUCGAUGCCUCCACCUCCGCCGACGAACGUCGUCCGGUCGAGUAUGACGCGCGUCCCAAUAAGCAUAUCAUCAGUAGCAUCAUCAGCGUCUACGCCGCAUAGUGUUAGCAGCAGUAGCAAUAAUAGUUUUGUAGGAGCGAACGGUGCCGGACCCAAUCAUCAUCGUAGCAAUAAGAACUCAUCCCAUUCGUCGCCCGUUGGCAGCACAGUAUACAUCUCGCCGCUGAUCGUGCAUGACAGCGAAGAGGAGGACUAUAUACCAACGCUACAUACGGGUGCGAGAGGUGGUAAGGAAGCAUUCUUACGGAGCAUUGGCAGUACAUCGUUGACGCCUACUUCGCACAGUUCGCUGUUCCGGAAGACGUCUCUAGCAACCGGCAACAUAACACCGCCGUCUGCCAACAGCAGCAUGUACAGCAACAUCGGUGGUAGUGCGGACAAUAAUAGCAGCGGUGGUGGGAGUGGUCUACUGAACGACUCCAACGGUUCGAACGGUGGCGGUACGGGUGAUUUGCCGUACGUGAGCGAGUACACCAAGCGAUUGAUGCAGCUGCGUGGGGAAACGGUUUCCCAGGAGAACUACAAUAGUGCCAUCGGUGGCAUCAUAGGACGCCGGAGUAUGAAUAACAACAUGCCGCCCUCUCAACGAUACAGUGCCGCUUCCAGUCAUCUGCAUUCGAUACGAACGAACCAUCAGCAACUACCAUCGGCAACUGGUGGAGGAGGAGGAGGAAUUCUUCACCAUCCGAUGCGCUCAAGUCAUCCGCAUCCGUUGAACAGUAAAAGCACGCCGGGUACGGCGUCAUCGCCUUUGGGUAACUCUGGUUCGAUAAUCGCUGGCAAUCACAUCCGCCAGCGAUACAGCCGCCUGUCGGGGACGAAUGAGUUCAACGAAAACGAUAUUGUAACUCACGCACAACCUGCACCGGAACCGCCCGGCAUCCCGUUCCGCGUAGCGAUAGGCAACUUCAUCACUCGAUUGGACGAGCAUUACGGCUUCAAACAAACGUUCAUCCCCUGUGCGCUGCUGGGCCUGUUGGGCGUGUUUCUCUUUUCGGUGAUAUUCAUGUACUUGACCAUCAGCACCGAUCUAGCCAGUACGUUAAACUCUAUCGACACGCGGUACGAAGUAUGCGAGGAUGACGUCCAUGGGCUGGCUGCCACCAGCUGCGUCUUUGCCACGGACGUUGAACCUGCCUUGGAGCUACUGAAGCUAAUCGGCAGCGAACUGAAGGCACGCGUCGAACAGCAUCAUUGCCGACGGGACGAUAAAGCACCCGUUUCCGGACUAAUGUCCGCCGGAGAGGUCCUCAAAUAUGCCAAGGAGCACUCACCGUCCGUUCUGAUACCGCAGCUAUCGCGACACCUGCACGCAAUGGAAUAUCUCAUCGACCGUAAUCCUCAGUGGCACAUUAACCAUUGCGAUGCAGGCGGAGAGCCGAUCACGUACGAGGGUGUGCUGGAAAGGCGUUCUACGCGCUCGAAUCACUUCACCAUCCUCAGCCCGAAGCUACCGUUCACGUGUACGCUGUACAACAAGUUCCAGAAGUUCUUCGUGAUCGUUGGUGGUUUGGCGCUGGUGGCGAUUCUCGCGUUCGCCGGCAACUACUUCCUGAAGUUCGUGCUGUACGUGAAACAGAAGCGCCGUGAUCAGGUAAAUCGAUUAAUCAGUGAGAUAAUACAUGCGGUUAGCCAGGCGGCAGCGAAUGCUUCCGAGGCGGCGAACAAGGAUGGAACGAUCUCAGCGCAGCAGGCGGGCGUUGUUAUCAACCAUCUGCGGGAUCGUCUUUUGGGGAUGCCAAAUCGGCGUAAGCAUACAUGGGCGUGGAACGAAGCGCUCGGCUUUUUAGAACAGCACGAAAGUCGCAUCGCAUUCGAGGUCGCAACGAUCGGUGGCGAAGACUUCAAGAUAAUGCGCUGGAUCGAUAGUGUGCCGUUGGUAAGCGGAGGAGCAGCGGGCAGCCCUGGAUCUUCCCGGUUGGGCGGUGGGUCUACCGGCGGUAGCACCACGGCCAAGAAGUGGCAAGGUCCAGCGUUCGACAACAGCAACAAGAUACACGAUCCGCCGACACCUUGCCUCAAGAUUCGGCAAAUGUUCGACAAGUACGAGGUGAACGAUCCAAACCUGAAGACGAUCGUGCAGGACGCUAUUCUGGAGAAGUUGGGCGGUCGUUGCAAGAUCUACGACAUUCAGCUCGACCGAAGUAGCUGCUGCGUGUACGUGCGAUGUGCCUCGGCGAAGGAUGCCGGCAUUGUACAUGACGAGAUCAAUGGCUGGUGGUUCGACAAUCGGCUAGUGUCGAUCAAGUUCCUGCGGCUGGAACGAUACCUGCAGCGGUUCCCGCGCUCGCUCGCCGGGCCGGCCUGUCUGAAGCCAUCGAACAAGAACAACUCGUCCAUGAGUCAUCAAUUGGCGCUGAACAGUAACAACAACGGUAGUGCGGCUGGGCGUUACGCGAGUAACGGUAACAGAGGCGGCAAUCGAGAUGACCUCGACACCGAUCCCGAAGAGUACGAUGAUGGCGAAGGUGAGGAGGACGGUGAAGAGGAAGAAGAUGAAGAGGAGCUGGUGGCAGCGGCAGCUAGAACCGGGACUAACAAUCGUCACAGUGCCUCCGGUGCUGGGCGGCGUUCUAGACGCCAGGAACGGCACGAAGAUGAGGAAAACGACGAGUAG